Molecule: messenger RNA, 642 nt
Organism: Gordionus sp. m RMFG-2023
Lineage: Eukaryota; Metazoa; Nematomorpha; Gordioida; Chordodea; Parachordodidae
Product: pre-rRNA-processing protein TSR2 homolog
Exons: 5
Coding region: 42-578 (178 amino acids)
Biological process (GO): maturation of SSU-rRNA from tricistronic rRNA transcript (SSU-rRNA, 5.8S rRNA, LSU-rRNA)
Cellular component (GO): nucleus
Source: RefSeq, a predicted model, not a curated record
UUUAUUCGAUAUUAUGCCAUAUAAGUUAGUAUUUAAUAGGUAUGGAUUUAAAACAAUCUUACAACGAGAUUUAUUCUAAAUGGCCUUCACUCAAAAUUGCUAUUGAAAACAAUGAAAAAGGUAUUAGAUAUCAAGAAUUUGUUAAAUGGUUAUCAAAUGUAACAUUUGAACUUAUGGAAGGCAAUCGUAAUAUCCAAUCAACUGAAAUUGAAGAUUAUUUGAUUGAAAUUAUAGAUAAUGAAUUAGAUACAUAUAUUGAGGAUGAUACAUUAAUUCAGGUUAGUCAAGAUAUAUACUUUGUGUAUGAACUAUAUUGCAAGAAAAAAUAUGAUGAAAUUAAAUUAUUUUUAUUAAAUAUUCCAACACCAUGUGAUUUGACUGCUACUACUAUCAGUGAAGAUAGUUCACACGAGGAAAGUACCGAUGAUAUAACUGCGAUCCAAAAUAAUAACAAUCAAAGCAUGCUGUACAAAAAUGAUUCUCAAGAAAAUUUGAUUACCGCGCAAAGUAAAGAAGAUCUAGAUGAAGAAUGGAUAACUAUUGGCCCAAAAUAUAAAAAUUUAUAUAGGAAGAACUAAAAUCUAUAUAUUUCAUAUGAUAUCAAUAAGUUUUAAAUGAUACUAAUUAUAAAUAUUCCAUUUU